Symbiodinium necroappetens is the source of this 276-nucleotide messenger RNA. The record is from the annotation of a GenBank genome assembly. NCBI's taxonomy places the organism in Eukaryota, Dinophyceae, Suessiales, Symbiodiniaceae.
AUGGCAAUUCCAAGCCACAUGGUGCCUUGCAACCCGGGCAGCUGCGGACAUCCAUCCCUCUGCGCCCGACCAUGCAUCUACAUGGCCAAGAACGGUGCGUGUCAUGUGGAGGGCUGCAAUUUCUGCCACAUGACUCAUGAUGUACCGGUCAUGAAGCUGAACCAGAGGCAGCGCUAUGUCUUGCAGCGGCUCGAUGUGAAGGAGAAACUGGACCUGAUCCUCGCAGCUGCUCGGGCAGGGCUUCAGCGAGAAGGUCUCACGUAUGAGGCUGGCAGU